Molecule: messenger RNA, 1484 nt
Organism: Silurus meridionalis
Lineage: Eukaryota; Metazoa; Chordata; Actinopteri; Siluriformes; Siluridae
Gene: doc2g
Product: double C2-like domains, delta
Exons: 11
Coding region: 125-1423 (432 amino acids)
Cellular component (GO): membrane
Source: RefSeq, a predicted model, not a curated record
GAGUGUGUGUGUGUGUGUGUGUGUGUGUGUGUGUGUGUGUGUAGAGGAUGUAUAUUGACUCCCGGCAGCGGUGGAGUGUGUUCAGUGUGUGUGAGACAGAGGACGAGAUGGAACCUCGGGACAGAUGAAGCCUGCAAAUGGUCCUUCCUGUGUGUUGGUCCAGAUGAGUGUGUCCAAAGCUCCUCCCAGCCACUCCCACUUCCCAUCAGGAGGCGGUCCUUCCUCUCAUCUCACCCUGCCCCCUCCAUCCUCCGCCUCCACGUCCCCUUCGUCUGCGUCCCCUCCCUCUGCCCCCCCUCCUCCAUCUCCUGUGAAGAUCUCCAUGCAGGAGCAUUUUGCCAUUAACGUGUGUCCCGGUCCCAUCCUGCCCAUCCCCAACCUGUCCGACUUCUUCCCACGUUACCACGCCUUCCCGACCACGCCCCCUCCGCCCAGGGAGAAACCUGUCCCCCGACCCCGAGAGACAGACAGAGAGAGGGACGAGGAGAGACAGGAGGAAGAAGAGGAGAGGGAGGGUGUCGACUCUGAUGAUGAGGACACGUAUCUGGGCACUCUGGGAUUUAGCCUGUUGUUUGAUCAGGAAAACAACUGCCUUCACUGCACUAUUCAUAAGGCAAAGGGACUAAAGGCCAUGGACUCCAAUGGACUUGCUGACCCCUAUGUCAAGCUCCACCUUCUGCCUGGAGCAAGCAAGGCCAAUAAAUUGCGCACAAAGACCCUGAAGAACACCCUGAAUCCGGUUUGGAAUGAGACCCUGAUUUACCAUGGCAUUACUGCUGCUGACAUGACAACAAAAACUCUCAGGCUGUGUGUGUGUGAUAUGGACCGUUUGGGGCGUAAUGAGUUUAUUGGUGAAGUGCGAGUCGCUUUAAAGAAGCUCAAAGAAGGAGAAAGCAAACGAUACAACAUGGGACUGGAGAGAAUUGCACAGGUGCGAGAAGGUAACAAUCAGAUGGUGGAUCAGAGUUCACAAGGAAUGGAGGAGGAGCGAGGACGUAUCCUGGUGUCUCUGUGUUAUAUUGUGGAGAAGACGUGUUUGGUGGUUGGGAUUAUCCGCUGUGCUCACCUCGCAGCCAUGGACUCUAACGGCUACUCCGACCCCUUCGUCAAGAUCAUUCUUCAGCCAGACAUGGGGAAAAAGUCCAAGUAUAAAACAUCUGUGAAGAAAAAAACAUUAAACCCUGAGUUCAAUGAGGAAUUUUUCUACGAGGUUCCUCACGAGCAGCUGGCUAAGAAGACUCUGGAAAUUUCUGUGUGGGAUUAUGAUCUAGGAAUGAGCAAUGAUUUCAUCGGAGGAGUUGAAUUGGGAAUCAAUGCUAAAGGAGAGCGACUGAAGCACUGGUUCGAGUGUCUCAAAUACAAAGGAAAGAAAGUGGAGUAUUGGCACACGCUCACGCAGCAGGGGGCGCCAAGCAGCGACUAAAACACACACACACACACACACACACACACACACACACACACACACACACACACACACAGAA